UCGUCAGGUGUAGUUCAGCAUUUCUCGAGGUGAAGUGAAAAUUACCUUUGGGAAUAAAUCACUCAAUCGAAUCAUCGAGAUGUUAUUUGAGAAUAAUUUUCGCAAUGCUCUCGUGAUUAUUUUCACCCCUCUGAUUAUCGGAUUUUUCGCGGGCUCGAGUGAUGCCAGCAAUCAAUGCAAAAACAAAGUCAUGAAUAUUGUGAUAAAGAUGUGCAGUGAUACAGGAGGCAGAAAUAAACGGGAUCUUGAGGGUCUGUCGGCUGGAAGUUAUUCAGGGGAUAAGUUUGUUCAUCAUGUUCGGAGAAGACAAGUGGAAGAGAGGACAGCAGAACCUCCAAUCGUCGAUGUUGAGGUGCCUCCGAAUCCGGAGACUGCAGAAGUUCCGGGUGUUUACGUCGGCGAUCCUCCCUCGCAGACGAAAUUUGUCGGGCUUAUUGACCAGGAAUCUAAUUUCGGUGGAGAACUGGGCUUCGAGUUGAGCAUAGACGAGGUGAACGACCUGUAUGAGGAGCUCGCCGAGAGAUUACCGAGGGAGCUGAAGAACGAUGACAUACAGAAGAUGUUCUUCCGUCUGGCUGCUGAGUGCUGUCGGCACGAUGUCGACUCUUGCUUUGAAUCGAAUAAACUAUUGAAAUGCGUAUGAUGAAUGAAGAAAGUUGCACUAUUUUGUCAUUCAUGUUGAUGUUUGUGAACUUGUAAAUAUCAUCAAUUAAUUAAUAAAUAAUUUAUCGCAUAA
Messenger RNA from Diachasma alloeum, 736 nucleotides. RefSeq lists its product as uncharacterized. NCBI's taxonomy places the organism in Eukaryota, Metazoa, Arthropoda, Insecta, Hymenoptera, Braconidae. The transcript is spliced from 3 exons. The record is from RefSeq and is a predicted model, not a curated record. The coding region runs from base 80 to 643 and encodes 187 amino acids.